Kalmanozyma brasiliensis GHG001 is the source of this 627-nucleotide messenger RNA. RefSeq names its product Transcription factor CBF/NF-Y/archaeal histone. Lineage: Eukaryota; Fungi; Basidiomycota; Ustilaginomycetes; Ustilaginales. Gene Ontology annotation, cellular component: CHRAC; epsilon DNA polymerase complex. Gene Ontology annotation, molecular function: chromatin DNA binding; protein heterodimerization activity. The transcript has a single exon. Bases 1 to 627 code for a protein of 208 amino acids. Gene Ontology annotation, biological process: heterochromatin formation; DNA damage response; leading strand elongation. The record is from RefSeq and is a predicted model, not a curated record.
AUGCCACGAAAGUCGACAGGGGCGGCAUCAUCCGCCUCAGCGCCAGGCACGCCCGCAGCCAAAACUGGAGGUCGGAAAUCCAUCAGCGGUUCCAUCGACGACACCUCGUCCAAUGCGCCACUCGUCGUCCCACCUUCCUCCAAAGCAGUCCUGAAACAGCAGGAAGUGGCCCUGAAAGGCAUCGAAUCCUUCGAACUGCCUCGUUCCAACAUUGUCCGCUGUGCCAAAUCGGAGCUGCCCGACAGCGUGGCGUUGCGAAAAGACACCCAACAGGCGCUCGUCCGUUCCGCAACCGUGUGGAUCAGCUAUCUCACCAGUAUCGCUCACGACAGUGUGCGGGAGAAGGGUGGGAAGAUCAUCAGCGCGCAACACGUGUUAGAUGCGGUAAGGGAGGCCGGGUUUACGGAGGAAGAGGUAGGGUUGUUGAAGGAGGGGUUGCGGGGGUACAGGGAUGCGGUGCAGAAGAAGAAGGCGGCCGCGGUGGUGGGGAAGAAGGGUGAUGCCGAGGUUGAGGGAGAGGAGGCGGAGGGGAAUGAGGCGGAUGAGAGUCGAGUUGAUGAUGCUAUUGCGGGGGACGAGACGCUGGCCAACGACGAGGACGCGGACGAGCUCAUGGACGAAGAUUAG